AUGGCCCGUCGCCGCCAAACAUCUCACCAGUCAUGGGCCUUGCACUUCCGUAUCACGUCGCAUGCGAAUAGCGGUAUCACGCGCAUGGCGAUAUCUGGUCCCUAUUGCUACCGUCUUGUCGACACAUCUCCGUACACUGUGUGCGUUGCUUCCGGCCAAAGACGGACGCGGUACGGCCUUGUAUCUCCAUGGAUGCGGGUACGGGAGCACGAGCCCGAUCGUCGUCCGGAAAACGUUGAGCAUCGCCAGUCGCUGGAGACACUCUGCGCUUGCAGUCGUCCCGAAACGAAUCGCCAUGCGGUUGCAGGGCUUUGCUAUGGCAUAAUGAAGCACUUGAGCCGUCAGGAGCGUUUGGGUCAGGGCCCUUGCAAAAAACGCUGA
Molecule: messenger RNA, 381 nt
Organism: Colletotrichum orchidophilum
Lineage: Eukaryota; Fungi; Ascomycota; Sordariomycetes; Glomerellales; Glomerellaceae
Exons: 1
Coding region: 1-381 (126 amino acids)
Source: RefSeq, a predicted model, not a curated record